Messenger RNA from Populus trichocarpa (black cottonwood), 783 nucleotides. RefSeq names its product extensin-like. The record is from RefSeq and is a predicted model, not a curated record. The coding region runs from base 1 to 783 and encodes 260 amino acids. Lineage: Eukaryota; Viridiplantae; Streptophyta; Magnoliopsida; Malpighiales; Salicaceae. The transcript is spliced from 2 exons.
AUGGCUCUAACCCAUUCCUCCUCCGCCACCUUCCUCCUCCUCUUGUCAUUGUCAGUCAUUGCCUCUGCUGGCGGUUACGGCUAUGACCAAAAGCCAGAUACAACCAAGCCAAAUUAUACUUACAACCCAAAACCACAGCCAGACACUUCCAAACCCAAGUAUAGUUAUGACCCAAAGCCACAGCCAGACGUUGUCAAACCAGACCUCCACAAACCAUAUUACGACUCCAAUCCGAAGCCAACCCUCCCCAAACCAAAAUUCACAGAACCAAAACCAGACAAUGGGUAUGACUCAAAACCAUACCUUGGCCAGCCAACCAUCCCCAAACCAGACACUGCCAAGCCAAAUUAUGGUUAUAACCCAAAACCAGAAGUUCCCAAACCGAAAUUGACAAUGCCAAAACCCAACUAUGGUAAUGACCCGAAACCAAAGUUGAUCGUACCCAAACCAGACACUGCCAAGCCAAAUUACGGUUACAACCCAAAACCAGAUGUUCCCAAACCAAAUUAUGAAUAUGUUCCAAAACCAAAGAUGACUGUACCAAAACCCGAUCAUGGUUAUGUCGACCCAAAAGAAAAGGUUUAUGAUCAACCAAAGUCAACUACACCAAAGCCAGAGAUUAUCACGCCACAUGAUGGGUAUGCCCAAAAACCAAAGUUAUACAUACCAAAACCAAGUAAGGACACACUGGACUAUGAGUAUAGCCCAAUCGGCAUAGAAGGUUUUGUCCUCUGCAAACAAGGCUCUAACUAUACCCCUAUUGAAGACGCUGCUGAUCAAUGA